Molecule: messenger RNA, 1125 nt
Organism: Gavialis gangeticus (Gharial)
Lineage: Eukaryota; Metazoa; Chordata; Crocodylia; Gavialidae
Gene: ZMAT2
Product: zinc finger matrin-type 2
Exons: 5
Biological process (GO): mRNA splicing, via spliceosome
Cellular component (GO): U4/U6 x U5 tri-snRNP complex; spliceosomal complex
Molecular function (GO): nucleic acid binding; zinc ion binding
Source: RefSeq, a predicted model, not a curated record
UAUAUCCUAAUUCAUUUGGUUCUCUCACAGACUAAGAACUUGGACUUCCGCCGAAAGUGGGACAAAGAUGAAUAUGAGAAACUUGCAGAGAAGAGACUCACAGAAGAGAGAGAGAAGAAAGAUGGCAAACCAGCCCAGCCUGUCAAAAGGGAGCUUUUGCGGCACCGAGACUAUAAGGUGGAUUUGGAAUCCAAGCUGGGGAAGACCAUUGUCAUCACCAAAACUACUCCUCAGUCGGAGAUGGGAGGAUAUUACUGUAAUGUAUGUGACUGUGUGGUAAAAGACUCUAUCAACUUCUUGGAUCACAUCAAUGGAAAAAAGCAUCAAAGGAAUCUGGGCAUGUCUAUGAGGGUGGAGCGCUCCACACUGGAUCAAGUGAAAAAACGCUUUGAAGUGAACAAGAAGAAGAUGGAGGAGAAGCAGAAGGAUUAUGACUUUGAGGAGAGGAUGAAGGAGCUUAGAGAGGAGGAGGAAAAAGCCAAAGCAUACAAGAAGGAAAAACAGCGAGAAAAGAAGAGGAGGGCUGAGGAAGACUUGACAUUUGAAGAGGAUGAUGAAAUGGCAGCUGUGAUGGGUUUCUCUGGCUUUGGCUCAACCAAGAAAAAUCACUGAUGAGCCUUGGACUUCCCUCUUUCUUGAUACAGAUUUGUUUAUACCUAGGGGACUGUGGAAAUUUCUUUAAAGACUUGACAGAACUUGUAUGUAAUUAUCCCAGUAGAAGCUGGCUGGAGCGGCUGAGAAAUGAUUCUACACUGAACCUGCGCUACAGAACAAGUUGUGCGCCUUUCGUUAGUGCCCCACUGCCUGCAGAGCCUGACUGGCAAACUUGUAAAUUUUAAAUAAAGAGACCUUUAAAUUAGUCUUUUCUCCAAAAAAUCCCCCUGUCACACUCUGUAGUAAAUUCUACAGAGUUGUCAUGGUAUUUGGCUUUGAUUCUUUUAAUCUAUUGUAUAGAGUCUGCAAGCUGAAUGUUUCUUCUGGAAACCCUAUGGCCUUUGGCCAUCUCAUUCUUUGUACUAGUUCUGGCUGCUUGUCACUUGGUGUUCUUUGGCCUUGUGCGUACGGGAAAUAUUUUGCUGGAUACUUUUUUGUGUUAAUAAAUUAAUAAAACCCUGUACAGACAGU